Molecule: messenger RNA, 825 nt
Organism: Rotaria socialis
Lineage: Eukaryota; Metazoa; Rotifera; Eurotatoria; Philodinida; Philodinidae
Source: the annotation of a GenBank genome assembly
AUGAUGAAUGUAAGCACUAUCCUUGAUGAUAGUAUGAACACAUAUUUUCAAUGUAAAAAUGGUCAAAAUGUGUUAUGGACAUCUGUAUGUGAUGGUCGCAACCAAUGUACAGAUGGUUCAGAUGAACAUAAUUGUUAUUGCCAAGGUGAUAUCUAUGCUUGUUUACAUGGCAAUAAUGUUAGUUGCAGAGUAGCAUGUACUACAUAUGGCCGUGUAACUUGUUUAACAUAUCAAAAUACACGUGCUUGCGAACAGUAUAUUCGAGAACGUAGUACUACUAGUUAUCUUGAUACAAAUUCCGCCGGUGAUUCAUCUUUAUCAACAAAUAGUUUUGAUGCACUUCGAUAUUCAGCUUUUCUAGCCGGCGGUAUUCUACUAUUUGUUUCUCUUGUUUCCUUACUUAUUUAUAUUAUUCGUAAAAAUCCUUCUCAACUAUUAUUCUUUUGUACUAAUAAGUCAUUAAAUGCGAUUUCGACUCGAAAAUCAACCAAUCGAUUAACAUUACAAUCAUCUAUUUUACAACAGCAUCAUCAACGGCCACCAUCACCUUCAUUAAAUCCACCACGUCCACGCUAUACACCAGCACCUGAUCUCAGUGAUUUACCACCAUCGUAUUAUGCAGAUCGAAAUCAAAUAUCAACGGGUGAUUGUUAUGAACCGCCACCUUAUCCUGGUCCACCGUUAUUUUCAUCAGUGCAACGUUCCGAUUCGAUCUAUUAUGAAACGAUAAAAACUCCAUCAACGUCAAAUUCAAUGUCUAUGCUACAUCCAAUGCCAUUACCUGAGCCACGAGCUUUUUCAAAUUCUCGAACACAUCGUGUGUAA